AUGAAUGGUGAAGUAACCAUGGCAAGUACAGAGGGACGCCAAGCUUCACACGAAAUAGAUCAACGUCUGGAGGAUCUCGGACGCCGUGCGUACAACGAUGAGUUCUACUUGCGAUACUAUGUAGGCCACAAGGGUGAUUACGGUCACGAGUUCAUGGAAUUCGAGUUGACUCCAAGUGGAAAGCUCCGGUACGCAAACAAUUCAAACUACAGACAUGACUCCAUGAUUCGGAAAGAGGUGGACUGGGAAGAGCCACCUGAUGCAAGGCAAGAACUAGAGAUAAAAAUUGGAAAUGAGCACAUUGCAUUUACAUGCGGUGAAAUAUUGAGCCUUGUCGACAUACAAAAGAGCCCAGAUCCAGCAGGAAUGAAGGUUUUCCAUUACUUGGUUCAAGAUCUGCGAUGCCUUAUUUUCACGCUCAUAAAUCUACACUUUAAGGUUAAACCAAUCCCAACGUGA
Cylindrotheca closterium is the source of this 459-nucleotide messenger RNA. Lineage: Eukaryota; Bacillariophyta; Bacillariophyceae; Bacillariales; Bacillariaceae. The record is from the annotation of a GenBank genome assembly.